This is a messenger RNA of Erinaceus europaeus (western European hedgehog), 4399 nucleotides long. It is a transcript of the gene GNAL, whose product is annotated as G protein subunit alpha L. Bases 463 to 1788 code for a protein of 441 amino acids. Gene Ontology annotation, biological process: adenylate cyclase-modulating G protein-coupled receptor signaling pathway. The record is from RefSeq and is a predicted model, not a curated record. The transcript is spliced from 12 exons. Gene Ontology annotation, molecular function: G protein-coupled receptor binding; GTPase activity; GTP binding. Gene Ontology annotation, cellular component: heterotrimeric G-protein complex. NCBI's taxonomy places the organism in Eukaryota, Metazoa, Chordata, Mammalia, Eulipotyphla, Erinaceidae.
GGCUUGAGAGGGUGGCCGGGACAAUAUUUACGGUAGUGAGAGCCGGCUGGACUGGACGGAGGUAAUUACGGUAAGGGCAGCCGGUCCGCCGGAGGUAUUUACGGUGAGGAGGGCAAGCCGGGGGAGCGGCGUUGAGGGCCGGGCUCGCCAAGGCCGGUCGGCUCGGUCAGCUUUCCGCCCAUCAGGUGAUCUCCAGCCCCGGCGGCCAGCACCCCCUGCACCCAGCAGAAGAUGCAAAAUGGGCCUCCGGUGCACUGAGGGGCUGCGGCCCUGGCCCCCGGCCCGCCACGCCCCGGCCCCGCAGCGGCAGCCCGCGGCCCGCAGCGCUGCGCCAGGUUCGAGCGCAGCCCCCGCCCGUCCUUCCUCUUCCCGGGGGUCGGCGGCCUGAGCAGCUCGGGCACCCGGAGGCCCCCGCUGGUCUCUCCUCACUCCCCACCCAGCCUCGGCCCGAGCCGCGCCCACAUGGGGCUGUGCUACAGUCUGCGGCCGCUGCUCUUCGGGGACUCAGAGGACGCGCCCGGCCAAGCCGAGGAGCCGCCGGCGGAGGGCGCCCGCCCGGCCCAGGUUCUCGCCCGGGUCUCGGCGCCCGCGGCCCGGCCCCCGCUGCCCGGGGGCGCCGGCGGGAGCGCGGCCCGGGCGGACAAGGAGAAGCGGCGGCGCUCGGAGCAGCUGCGCGCCGAGGAGCGCGAGGCGGAGCGGGAGGCCCGCAAAGUGAGCAGGGGCAUCGACCGCAUGCUCCGCGAGCAGAAGCGCGACCUGCAGCAGACGCACCGGCUGCUGCUGCUCGGGGCUGGUGAAUCUGGGAAAAGCACUAUUGUCAAGCAGAUGAGGAUCCUGCAUGUCAAUGGAUUUAAUCCCGAGGAAAAGAAACAGAAAAUUCUGGACAUCCGGAAAAAUGUUAAAGAUGCUAUUGUGACAAUUGUUUCAGCAAUGAGUACCAUCAUACCUCCAGUUCCACUGGCCAACCCAGAAAACCAGUUUCGAUCAGACUAUAUCAAGAGCAUAGCACCUAUCACUGACUUUGAAUAUUCCCAGGAAUUCUUCGAUCAUGUGAAGAAACUUUGGGAUGAUGAAGGCGUGAAGGCAUGCUUUGAGAGGUCAAAUGAAUACCAGCUCAUAGACUGUGCACAGUACUUCCUGGAAAGGAUCGACAGUGUCAGUUUGGUGGACUACACGCCCACAGAUCAGGACCUUCUCAGAUGCAGAGUGCUGACAUCAGGCAUUUUUGAGACACGAUUCCAAGUGGACAAAGUAAACUUUCACAUGUUUGACGUCGGUGGCCAGAGGGACGAAAGAAGAAAAUGGAUCCAGUGCUUUAACGAUGUCACUGCUAUCAUCUACGUCGCCGCCUGCAGCAGCUACAACAUGGUGAUUCGGGAAGAUAACAACACCAACAGGCUGAGAGAGUCCCUGGACCUUUUCGAGAGCAUCUGGAACAACAGGUGGUUGAGGACCAUCUCUAUCAUCUUGUUCUUGAACAAACAGGAUAUGCUCGCAGAAAAAGUCUUGGCAGGGAAAUCAAAGAUUGAAGAUUAUUUCCCUGAGUAUGCAAAUUAUACUGUUCCUGAAGAUGCAACACCAGAUGCAGGAGAGGAUCCCAAAGUUACAAGAGCGAAAUUCUUCAUCCGAGAUCUGUUUCUGAGAAUCAGCACGGCCACCGGGGAUGGCAAGCACUACUGCUACCCACACUUCACCUGCGCGGUGGACACGGAGAACAUCCGCAGGGUGUUCAACGACUGCCGAGACAUCAUCCAGCGGAUGCACCUCAAGCAGUACGAGCUCUUGUGAGGCGUGUGCACCGGUGGCAGCCUGCCGGCACCUCCUCUCUGCCCGCCCCUGGAGCUUUUCUUUUUAGGACUGUCUGUCAGCCCCGAGCAAAUAGUGAAUUGGGAGCAAAUAGUGAAUUCCAGCUGCCCUCUGUCCUGUUCUCUGUACGCCCACCCCGUGUGCCCACUAACCCUCUGGCUACCUCUGUUCCCCCCCUCAGGUUUGGCUGUAGCAUGUUUUCAGGCCUCCCCACCCCAAGAAUCUGGGUUACCACCAACCUGCGCUGCAUUGGAUGACACUGCAGUAAAAUCUUUGAAGCUUGAGGGGAGGGAUAAAUAAGCGAUUGAUGCUGCAAGACAUCGGUGAAGGAGGGAGAGGGGGCUGAAUCCACUUUUUCCUGAGUUAUCCAGCCCAGUGAGAGAGGCCAGUCUAACAGUCUAUGAUGCAGUGAGCCACGGCUUUCCAAUUCUAGUUUUAAAAAGCUGCAAGGAUCAAAUAGAGGCCCCUUUUGAUCUGCGUCCACUCAAGACUUGGAGCCCCAGCCAGAGUGGACAGAAACCCUUUUCAGUCCUAUUUAGAGUUUCUUGCCAGCCUUUGAAUUAGAGCUACUUUGAAUCUUUUACCUUUAGGCAGAAAACUCACAUUCAUUACCAGUGUGUCUUGUUUGAAAAUGAUUCUCUAGACGUCUGCCCUGCUUACCCAGUAGUCUGCUUUCAUAUAUUCUUGUUGUUGGUAUUGUUGUAUUGCUCAUUUCUUACACUGUACAGAGUAAUGUUAUUUUGUACAGCUACUAACGAAAAGUCUUUUGUGGUCUUUGUGCCUUGACCCUGGCUCUCCAUGUUGUAAAAGAAAUAUGGUUUUAUUGUGUGAAUAGAUAAAUGUCAACAUUAUAUCCUUGCUCAGAAAAAAAGAGAGAGAGAGAAUGCUACCUAUAGAAUUUAGAAUACUUUGUCAGGUUGGUACUUUUAAAAGCACUCCUUGAUAUUACUCUCUUUCUCUCUCUCUCUCUCUCUCUCUCUCUCUCUCUCUCACACACACACACACACACACACACACUAUACACAUGAAUCUUGCACAUUUUAUAAAUAAAGCUGUACCAACAUCACAAGUUUUUUCCAGGGAGCAAAGCUUUUGUUUUUUUUUCUCUCCAGACAAUGGGUCUUGAUUGUUUUACUACUUGGAGAUGCUUACAAGUUCCCUAAGUGGGGACAGGACAUCCAUUCAUUUAGUCAAACUUUUUGAACCACUUCAUCAUAAAUAAAUAGCAAGGAGAAAAAAGAAGUCAAUAUUUGUGUCUGACUUAGUGGAAUCAAAGGAUAGCAUUUUAAGUUCCCUCUUGAAAAAUCAUUAUUACAAGACAUUUAUUUGAAAUAUAAAAUCAAAAUAUGUCUGUUUUUACAUUUGAAGAUUUACAAUUGUAGUCUCAAGAGUUACAGUUCAGUAUUUAACAGACGGAUGUACUGGCACUUUGAGGGUAGUAUUCUUAAACUGAAGAUAACCAGUAAAGACGCCCAAAGUAUAUUUUAGUAAUGUGAAUCGAGAGAAAUGAUAACCUAAUCUACAUUACUCCCUUCAUCUCUUUUUAGUCUUGAAUAUGUUAAGUUUACUUUAUAAAUCAGUGCUUCGUAAUCCUUUAUUGAUUCUUCCAGGUCUAAAUCCUCCUUUUUCAUGAAAGAAAGGACAGUGACUUCAUAGAUAAUCAGUGCAACAUAUACGUGUUUUUUUUUUUUUUUUCCUUAUCACCAAAUUCCAGUGUCCUUCCCUACUGAGCUCAAGGACCUUGGGGAGUCACAUUUAGACCACUGGCCCUUUCUCUAACUCCCUUUAUUGCUUCAUUCAACUCUGACUUGAAUUAAGACAUAUCAGUUGGAGGUUAUUUUGAGUUCCUGGUGCCCUUUCAAAGGAAGAUAUGAAGAAAAAUGGAAUAUACACCCACUUUCACACAAAAGUGAAACUGUAUACUACUAAAUAUUCUCAAUAUUCCUCCCCCCAACCACCUUCUAAUUUUAAAAACAGAAUUAAAGGAAGAACCAGAUUCACACAUGCAAAGCUAUAUUUUGUCUGGCUUUAAAUUACCAAAGCCACUUCCUAGACCAUUGUCUCCCCAAGUCUCUUUUGGUCACUAAUUAGCAUUAAAGUGACACUUAAAUUUUUAGUCUGCUGGAGAGAAAAACUAUACUUAUCUAAAAAGCUGAUUCCAUUCAUUUAGUGUGGUACAAAAGUCUGUGAAAACUACAUUCUUUCAGAUAGCCUCUAAAUUUUUUCUUUUACGUGUACAGCUUUGAAAUCUGUAAGAAUAUAAGAAGCACUUCACAGGAGGACUGAAACAAACCCAGUGUCUGUGUACACAUAAUAAGCGUGUUCCAGGGCUGCCAGCUCCAUCUUGGGGAAGAAGACACUGUCUAGUGCAUGCAAGUGACAUUACUAGCUUUUACAUAUUGUACAGACACAAUCUUGGAUUGUCCGUAUCUUUGAUAAAAUGAGAGACAGACGUCUUACAGAGUACAAGUUCCCCUUGUAUAGCAUGAGAACAGUAAUGAUCAGCUAUUUAUUUACUCUGCAGUCAUUUGCAUUAGUGAUGUAGAAUUUCUACGACAUGCCUCAAUAAAUAAGACAGUCUCCUUCAGUCUCA